This is a messenger RNA of Radiomyces spectabilis, 1587 nucleotides long. RefSeq names its product Met-10+ like-protein-domain-containing protein. NCBI's taxonomy places the organism in Eukaryota, Fungi, Mucoromycota, Mucoromycetes, Mucorales, Radiomycetaceae. Gene Ontology annotation, cellular component: mitochondrial matrix; cytoplasm. Gene Ontology annotation, biological process: mitochondrial tRNA methylation; tRNA N1-guanine methylation. The record is from RefSeq and is a predicted model, not a curated record. Bases 177 to 1412 code for a protein of 411 amino acids. The transcript has 11 exons.
CUUUAAUCGAGACGAUACAUUAUUUAUGCGCCUUCACAAGAGUAAAGGGGGUCUCUCAAUUUCGAGGCUCUUUGAGAAGUGACUGCGACGACGGACUGUGAUUGGCAGAUGUGGGAUCAAAAAGCGAAUUUAAAGUUCGAUGCCUUGUGGUAGACGACCGUAAAUAUAUUAUUAUCAUGGCAGCGAUUGCUCCACCGAUCCAUCGUGGCAUGACGGUUUUGAACCGGGAUGCAUUCGUUAAAUCCUUCCAAACAUUGGGUGUUCGUGUUCCCGUCAAGAAAGUGGGCGAAUUCAUGAAAGUUUUCUCCACGCACUUGUUGAAUUUACCUCGUUUACGUAAUACGGUAUCGGAUCCCGAGUCAAAGGAUGUCAGGAUUGUUUUACUUCAAAAAGAUUUGAAAGAAGAAGAUCUUGCCAAUCUAGAACCUUCAAAAGCGGAAAAAGUCAAGGCUGAAAGCUUGGGAAUUGUGCAACACACGAUUGAAUUGGAUUAUAACUAUUGGACGGCUGAACAGAUUUUACAUGCAGUGAUGCCUGAGGAUGCGGUUGAUAUUCCCUCUUCUUAUACGCAAAUCGGUCACAUUGCUCAUAUGAACUUGCGCGAUGAAUGUUUACCAUGGAAGACAUUGAUUGGACAAGUGAUACUGGAUAAAAACAAAAACAUUACCACCGUGGUGAACAAAACAAACAACAUUGAUACCACAUUCCGUUUCUUCAAGAUGGAGAUUUUGGCGGGCCAAGACAAUAUGAUUGCCGAAGUGAAGGAGAGCAAUUGCCGGUUCAAAUUUGAUUUUUCCAAAGUAUACUGGAAUUCUCGAUUGCAUACGGAGCAUGAUCGUUUAGUUCAACAAUUUGAGAAAAAUAGUCGUGUCUGUGACGUAUUUGCUGGCGUGGGACCGUUUGCAUUACCUGCAGCGAAAAAGGGAGCCAUUGUUUACGCCAAUGAUUUGAAUCCGGAAUCCUAUCGAUGGUUAAACGAGAAUAAAACAAUCAACAAGAUAUCGGAUAAUUUACACACCUAUAAUAUGGACGGCCGCGAGUUUAUUAGACAAGCAGUCAAGGAUUUGCAAGCAACAGGCUCUGAUUCGGAAUGGAAAACGUUCAACCAUUUUGUAAUGAAUCUGCCAGCCACCGCUAUUGAAUUUUUGGACGCUUUCCGCGGAUUGUACCGUGAUCAGAAAUCGGUAUUUGAAUCUACACCGCAUGCCAAACUCCCAAUGAUCCAUUGUCAUUGUUUCACGAAAAGUCCCAAUCCGGCCGACGAUAUUGCAGAGCGCAUACAACAAGUGAUGGGAGCGCCCAUCGAUCGAACACAGAGCACGUUCCAUUGGGUUCGUAACGUGGCGCCUAAAAAGGAUAUGUAUUGCGUCUCGUUUCCCUUGAGUGCAGAAAUCGCUUUUGCUUCCAAGUAAGUGAUGAUGAUCCGAUGCAUGUUUAUUUUACCAAUCGAUGUUCAAAACUGAAAAUCAUCUUUCUUAGUGUCGAGAAACGAAAACGGGAGGCUGGCGAGGAUAUCGCCUCUGCCAACGUAGACAAAAACCCGAAAUUGGAAGAGUAAUAAAAAGAGCAAAAAAAAAGUGUGUUUUC